Messenger RNA from Gallus gallus (chicken), 1937 nucleotides. RefSeq lists its product as uncharacterized. Lineage: Eukaryota; Metazoa; Chordata; Aves; Galliformes; Phasianidae. The record is from RefSeq and is a predicted model, not a curated record. Bases 851 to 1756 code for a protein of 301 amino acids. The transcript is spliced from 2 exons.
UUUCGCUUUCCAUUGUUUAUUUCCUUAAUGUGGUUUUCUUCCUUCCAGUUCAUUUCUUUGCAUUCCUUUUUUUCCUUCCCCUUUCUCUUCUUAUCAAAUGACUUAUCUUUAGUUUCCUUUCCUUUUCAGUCCCUUUUCUUUCAUUUCUUUUUAUUGUUUUUCUGGUGCUUUGCUUUGCUCUUUGGUUUUCCUUUCAUACCUUUGCUUUGCAUUUUGCAUGGCUUCAUGGUUUUCUCGCUUUGCUUUGGUUUCCUUUCUUCUUUCCUUGUUUGCUUUUCUUUCUGUGGCUUUGCUUGUAUCCUUAUUGUCAUUUUUUUUUCUUUGAACAAUUUUGGAUGGCAGUUUUUUUCUUGUUGAAUUUCUUUGAGUCCUUUGCUUUGCCACGAUACGGCAUUCUGUUUUUCCUUUUCCUUGGUAUUUCAUUGCUUUGCUAUGCCUUUUAGUUUUGCUUUUUUUUUUCCCCUUUCCAUUUUGCUUUUCUUUACUGCUCCUUUCAUUUUUCCUUCUACUGUUUCUUUUCCUUUUGUUGGUUCUUUUCCAUUCCUGCCCUUUUCAAGCUAGUUCUCUUUGCAUUCCUUUGUGAUUCCCUUUUUCAUCCUUUACAUUUUUCUCUUCCUUCCCUUCCUUCUCUCCUUCCUUGUCCCCAUGCUCGUCACCUUCCCCUUACCUCGCCUUUACUUACCUGCUAUUAGCCCUCCUGAUCCUUCAUUUUUAUUUUUCCUUUUCUUUUUCUUUUUGCUUUUUCUUUGCAUUCCAUUUGUUGUUUUGCUUUGCUUUUUCUUUAUUUGGUUUUCCAUAUUUUUUGUUUUUGUGGGGGUUUGUUUGUUUGUUUGUGUCUUUUUAGUUUUUUAUGGAAUUUUUUUUGAAUGAAUUAUCUUUGCUUCCCUUGCCUUCUCUUGUUGUUUCCUUCUCAAUGGCUCAGAUGGCUUCUCGCCUCCUGGGUGCCCUUGCCUCUUUCCUUGCCAUGGCCUUGAGGCUUUUCCUCAGCUGGCUGGCUGAUCCGUCCCUGGCGGCUGCCCUUUCCUCCUGCCAGGCACGGAUGAACCCCGAACGGGAUGAGGCUGAGCUUGUCUGCUGCUGGGGCUGCUCUGAGGCCCAGGGCAUGGCGAGCGGUUGUUUGGAGCGCAGCUCACAGCUGAGGUGCCUGGACCCAGCUGCCAGCUGUCCUUGGGGAGGGCCCUUUGUCGUCACGGAAACGCACUGUGACAGCAUAAAGGCUGCAGGGGCGCGGCUGAUGUCAUCUGUGCUGGGAUGUGCUCUGGCUGGCUGCCAGUCGAAGCCUCCAGGCUGUUGUCUCAUCAGCUUUUGUGCUGUUGAUCAUCUCUUUUGCCAUUGGUUCGCUUUCCUCUGUUUCCUUGAUCCUUACUUGGUGGCUUUGGCUUUGGCUUUGGCUUUGGCUUUGGCUUUGGCUUUGGCUUGGCUUUGGCUUUGGCUUGGCUUUGGCUUUGGCUUUGGCUUUGGCUUUGGCUUUGGCUUUGGCUUUGGCUGUCAUUUUUUUGCUUUCCUUUUUUUAUUUCCCUUACUUUUCUUUGUUUUCCUUACCUGUGCUUUCCACCGUUUUCUUCAAUUCUGUUGGAUUUUUCUUUGUAGCUUGUUUUAUGCCAUUAUGUUUUUUCUUUCCUUAGAUUACUCCUGUUCAUUUUAUUCUUUGUUCUUUUCUUUCUUCCAUUGCUUUGCUCGGGUUUGCUCUUUUGUAAUGCUUUCCUACCAUUGCUUUGCAUUGCUUGUCAGUUAUUUUGCUUUGCUUUUGUUUUAAUUUUUACUUUGCUUGUUCUCUUUUAUUCCCUUUGCUUGAUUUGUCAUGGUCUGUUUUUAUCCUCUUACUGACUUGUUUUUGCUUUGGUUAGCCUAUUUUUCUCCCCCUUUCUUUCUUUGAAUCCUUUGCUUUGCCUUGAUAUUGCAUUGGAUGUCUUUGCUUUCUCUGUCUUUGCUUUUCU